AUGGGUUCUGUCGCAAACCCUUACACCUACCGAAUAUGGCCACCGCGUAAAGCGGCGACGAACAGUACGAUGCAGGACGUGCUGGAGAUCGAUACGAUCGAUCUGUGCUUUGAUGAAAAUGGAAAAUCCUUUCACACGAGCUCCUACGAAGUGAUGGUGAAAUCGCGUCCAACCAAACGUUCCCGACAGUUGGUCGUCAGACGGGGUGCACCAUUCACCGUACGGUUGGUUUGCAAUCGUAGGUUUGAUCCGUCCGUGGACACGAUGGUGCUGGUGUUCCGGGUAUUGCCCUUCGCCUCGGAUAGGGCUUGUUUUGGAAGCGGAACCGAGACGUAUGUUGUGGUGCAGCACCCGGACAAUAUUGCUGUGCCGACGGCAGAUGAGGAACCGGCGGAUGACUGGGGAGCCGUGCUGGUGGAGAGUAAGGAUGUGCCGAAAGGUAAGGUGGAGUUGACGCUGAACGUCAGAACGCCGUCCUAUGCGCCGGUAGCACGGUGGACGGUACAAUUCCACACCCGAUUGGACGCGACCGAUGCAAAAAUGGCAGUUACGAUAAAGGACCACAUGUACGUGCUGUACAAUCCCUGGUGCAAAGCAGAUGCGGUGUACAUGGAAGAUGAAGCUAGCAAGGAAGAGUACGUCUUGGAUGAUAGUACAUUCAUUUGCAAACCAUCAAACAAGGGAUUUCGUAUGGACAGUUGGUUCACCGGUCAGUAUGAACCCGAUAUUCUCGAUUGUGCGCUGUUCAUCUUGUCGGAGGUUGGUAAUGUGAAGGCAGCUUCAUCCGGCAAUCCGGUGCUUGUUACCAGAGCACUAAGCGGUGCACUAAACAGUGCGAGCGGGUACGGAGUACUGCAGGGAAAUUGGUCCGGAGAAUACAGCGACGGUACACCGCCAACUUCCUGGAGCGGUUCCGUGAAGAUACUGCAGGAGUUCUACAACACGGGAACGACAGUGAAAUACGGUCAGUGCUGGGUGUACUCUGGUCUGGCAACGAGUGUUUGCCGUGCAAUCGGCAUACCGUGUCGAGUGAUCACCAACUUCGAUUCUGCCGGUGAUCAUGAUGCGUCACUUUCGAUCGACUACUAUGUGGAUGACACGGGUAAUACGCCCGCCGACAUAUCGGUGGAUUCGGUCUGGAAUUAUCACGUAUGGAAUGAGACGUGGAUGAAGCGGAAAGAUCUUCAAAAUUCCACCCUUGACGGUUGGCAGGUGAUAGAUGCGACACCGCAGCAACUUUCCGACGGCAUGUACAAGUGCGGCCCGUGUCCUGUCGCUGCGAUCAAACAGGGUCUCGUACAUAUACCGUACGAUGGUGAGUUUAUCUACGCGGAGGUGAAUGCCGACGUCAUCUAUUGGACGAUCGGCAGCGAUCAGAAUUUGCCGAAACCGAUCGAGAUCAACACGAGUCAAAUUGGGCGGGACAUGAGCACGAAGGCGAUCGGGACGAACAAGCGAGUGGACAUUACCGAUCAGUACAAGCAUCCGGAAAACUCGAAGGAGGAACGCGAGGUAAUGACAUUGGCCAUGCAGUACAACUGUCAGCGCUUUACUAGUGCCGCGGUCUCGAAACUCUUACUCGACCACAUGGUGAGCACAAGCAACGGCGACGAGGAAUUGAUAAAGCUGGAAAUAAAGUCUGACGAAGAGAUGACGAUUGGUACGACGUUCCAGUUCGAGUUGAUCGUUACCAGUAACACCAUUGGUCGUUCGGUCGAGGUAAGUGGGAAUUUGGUGCUAAAAGAUUCCGACUACACCGGGCGACACAUGGAAACGCUGAAGAAGACACCGAUUGCUGCCAAGCUGGAACCGCUGGAAUCCAAAACGAUCCUGGUGCUGUUGGAGUUUGAUGAAUACCACAAAUCUGUAACGAACAAAACGAACCUCAAAGUGAUCUGUACGGCAAAGGUGGAUGGUAGUGAUAAGACGUACUUGAAGAUGCAAAAUUUCCAACUCACACCACCAUCGGUUGAGAUGACGCUGAUCGAGCACAGCGCUGCGGGCCCGAUAGCCGUACAGGUGGAUUUGCGGAAUCCGCUUCCAGUUCCUCUAACCCGGGGUCGCUUCACAGUGGAAGGAUCGCGCUUUACCGAUCCGUUUGUGAAAAAGUACGAUCUCAUCCCGGUCGGUGAAACAAUACAAUUUAUUUAUCCUAUAAAUUUAACGGUUAGAGGAAAAAUGACUGUAUCUGCAUCUUUUAUCUCCAACGAGCUGAAAAACGUACACGGAGCUCUGAUGAUACAAAUUCCUUAA
Messenger RNA from Anopheles moucheti, 2253 nucleotides. RefSeq names its product annulin-like. The coding region runs from base 1 to 2253 and encodes 750 amino acids. The record is from RefSeq and is a predicted model, not a curated record. Lineage: Eukaryota; Metazoa; Arthropoda; Insecta; Diptera; Culicidae. The transcript is spliced from 4 exons. Gene Ontology annotation, molecular function: protein-glutamine gamma-glutamyltransferase activity. Gene Ontology annotation, biological process: peptide cross-linking.